CAUCUCGUCGCCGUCGCCGGCGGUUAAAUCAGCCGCGGGCUACUUCACACAUUCUCCUUUCCCACCGGUUUCCUGUCAUCUACUGCUCCGGCAUGCCUCGUCUCGUCGCGCCCGUCCAUGCGAUUCUCCGGUGCCUCUCCUUGCCCGUCUCCGGGCCUCUGCGAUACACGAUCUGCGUUCCGCCGCUCCGGUUCGCGUGCCCCCUCCUCGGGGCCACGAUUCCUCACCUCCAGCGAGCUCUCCAGUCUCCUCUCGCCUACUCACUAGUCACUACCCAUUGGCCGCCGCGACGCCGUCCGGGAGGUGCUCGGAUCACUCGUCGCCGGCCAACCUCGGGCUCCUCCUUGUUUGAUUGCGAGUUCGUGACGCGCUGAUCCGCUGCGUGGCUGCCGCGGUCUCGUCCGCGGCGCUCGGGUGCGCCCCGGCAACGACUCCUACACGCAAGUGAGGUGUUUGCUUUCUCAGAGGAAAAGAUUGCUAUACCCUAAUGCUGAACAAGGCACCUGCAUGCACAACUCUACUCUGAAUAAAGAUGCGUAAAACUUGCCAGCCCUCUUGUGCCUAGAUUUUGUUCCUUUGCUUCCGUGAGAUUGGAGAUGCUUAAUAUAUUCUCGUAUUGACAUGAAAAGACAACCGUACAUCCUGGUGGAUCUGUUGCGGUAGUCCAAGAGGAUUCAGAUGAAAGGUCCAAUGAAUGAAUAAAGUGGUUAUUCUGCUGAGAGCUCAGCACCUUUUAGCUCUUCCCAUCCGUCCUCCAGUUGCAUUGGUUAUUAUGUAUGAUUCAAGGAAUCAACUACAACUUUUAACACCUUUCUUCUGAGGUGUGAUGCUGUGGGAGUUUUCGAUAAAACUUCUUGUAUAUGAUAAUGCAACACAUGGGCUUGGUACUGGAGCACCUAGCGUACAGGUGUAUCAUGAGAAAUCUAUUAUCUUACCUGAUGUCUCGAGAGUGCUUGCAUGCCUCUAUGAGAAGGAUAUCAAGUUUGAAACUCACACUGCCUCUUACAAGAGCCUACUCAGACUGCAGGCAUCGUCACAUGCUCCAGUUCCAUUCUAUGAUGGGCCUACAUUUCUAGAAGAAUCCAGAGGAAUCUGCCGCUACAUAGCAGAAAAAUAUGAACAUCAAGGAGAUGCAUUCCUCCUUGGGAAGGAUGCCUUGGAGAGGGCUUCAGUUGAGCAAUGGCUCCACAAUGAGGAGCAUGCUUUCAACCCUCCGAGCCGGGCCUUGUACUGCCAUUUGGCCUUUCCCCCGGAUGAAGACGACGGCGAUGAUAUUGACAUGCAUACAAGAAAGAUAGAAGAAGUUCUGGAAGUUUACGAGCAAAGGCUCAGUGACAGCAGAUUCCUUGCUGGAAACAAGUUCACCCUUGCUGAUCUUGUUCACUUGCCAAACUCUCACUACAUCACCGCAUCUGACAAGUUUGCCUACCUGUAUGACUCGAGGAAAAAUGUGAGCAGGUGGUGGGAGGAGAUUUCUACUCGGAAGUCUUGGCAGCAAGUAUUGUGGGAUAUGAAGAGGGUGGAGGAGCAGAACAAACAAGAGGAACUGAAGAAGCAGCAACAGCAGCAGCAGAAAGAGCAUCCUAGAACCUCUGGCCACCCAAUUCGGAUAUACUCUAGACAGCAGAUCGGCACAGAACCUCUUGCAAUAUUGGUUCCUCCUGCUGAUACUGUGUCAUCAUCUUCCAUAGUUCCUCCCCUUCCUAUUGAUACUUUCCACAAUGAAGCACUGGUUUCUUCUAGCCAAAGCACUCCUACCGCUGAUAAAACUUCAGCUGUCCUAAGCAAGGAAACUACUGUCUUUAAUGCCCCUGAUGAAACACUACCAACCUCAGUUCAAAGUACUCCUACCACUUCUAUGAAACAACCUAUUACUGCCCAAAGCAUUAAAGAUGAUGCCUCCCAUACCACUGCCAAGAAGCCUCCAGUAGCUGAUGCUGCCAAGUCCAGUACUAAAGAUGCCUCAAUCCCUGAACCCACUGUAAAAGAUCUCCAUUCUAGACACAAGCCAAGUUCAUCUAAGGUUGUUUCUAAUAACCUUGAUGUGUUUGACUACUACCCAAGCCAUACUGAUGAAGAAACACCAUAUAUCAAACCUACUCCACGAAGAACUUCAGGAACAUCGGAUGCAUUCUCUGGGUCCAGCAUUGGCACUGGUCAUACUAAAACCAGUUCAAUAUCAGCCAAAGAAGAGCCUGACCAACCCAGUGUAUCUGAUUUCUACAGGAGUGACAGUGGAGCCACUGGUAUUGACUCUCAGUACAAAGAAUCAAUUCCAUAUUCUGGUCGUACUCCGCCAAAAUUUGAACCUGCAGAUACUUCUGCUAGCAAGCCCCAUACAACUGAUGUCCGUCGUAGGUUGCAGGCUGAGCAGUGGCAUACUGCUACAACUGGAUUAAAUGACCUAAAGCAAGAUGCUGAUCAUCUAAUGUCUACUCAACAAGGAAAACCAAGCAAAGAUUUGAAGCAGUACCCAUCACAAGAUUCAGAACAAGCAACCUCACAUCCUGUUCCUGAAGAGCCAAUGAGCAUCGAACUGGUUCAAAGGCGAGAAAAUAUAACUCUAAGACCCUACACUGACCAGAGAAGUCGAGGAAUUGUUGAGGAUAAAGCAUCUUCUGAUCAGAGAAGUGCAUUACUGCUCCCUUCUACACAAGAACAUGAUGCAACUCCAUCAAGGCUAGAAGCAGCUAAAGAUGCUCGAGGCAGAAUUCCAUCCCAAGCUGGGUAUCCAGGUGGUCAAGAUACCAACAAGCAACCUAGAGGCCCUGCUUCUGUACCAAGGCAAAGGGCAGCUCAAGAUGCUAGAGGCACGUUUGGUGAAUCGAAGGCUGCAGAUUCCACCAUAUCCAGUGAGAGUUUUCCAAAUGCUACUCAAUCUUCUCUCCCAAGGCAAGAUUUAGAUGGUGCUCGCCACACUACUGCACCAUUUCAAAAGAGAUAUUCUGGAAUGGAAGAUACCUCCAAGCAAGCUAAAGACAAAAUUUCUACUCCAUGGCAAAUGGUUGACAAAGACUCUGAAGAUACCACUCAAGACACAAAAAUUUCUGACUCUUCAUUAUCCCAAGUGCAACCUUCAUAUUUUCAGAGAGCUGAUGCUCCUUCAUGGAAGCAAGAAAUAACUGAAGAUCGUCAUAGUGCAACUUCAGCAAUCCAAGAAAAACAUGCUAAUGUUGAAGAUACCACUGGAAUAUCUAGGGACGUUGAUUUUAAGCUAGAUCAAACUAUUGGUCAAGAUGAUCAAGACACCUUCAAAGAAACAAAGUCUGGUGGCCCCUCAUUGCUUAGGGAUGAACAAUCAGACACUUGGCAAGCUGCUUCUACUUUACCAGAGCAAGAAUUAAACCAAGAUGGUCGCAGUGUGGCUCCACCAUCCCAAAGAAGAUAUCCAAGUUUGACUCGUCCAUCAAAAACAAGAUAUCAAAGUGCUAAGGAUGCCAGCAAGCAACCAAGAGGGACUGCUCCAACACCUAGGAAGAAAGCAGCCCAAGAUGAUAAUGGAACCUCUGAAGAAUCAAAUACUGCUGAUGAAGUAGCAUCAACCAAGCAGCCGUUAAAUGCCUGGAGAGCACCCAUUUCUCCACAAAUACAAGAGGUCAAAAAUUCUUCUAGGACAAAUACAUCAUUACCAAAGAGAUAUCUUGAUGAUGAUGAAGACCUGCAAGUUGCCGACACUGCUUCUGCAUCACGGCAAAUUGCACCUGAUGGUGAUAAUGAUAUAUUUGAUGAAACAAAACUUGUUGACUCUACAACAACAAGUGCAAAACCUUUGUACACACAGCAAGGUGCUCCUCUUCCAAGGCAAGCAGAAGUUGAAGAUGCUCCGGGCAAAGGCAGACAAAGUAGAGUAACCAUUCCUGAACCACAGAAAGUUGUGGCAAGAGAUGCUCGAGACACACAUGGAGAAAGGAAGACUGCUACACCUGAGCAUAAAACUCGUUUUGACUUUGGUGCAGAAAAUCCAUACAGAAAAGAUACUAUCGAUGACCAGAAAUUAGUGCCACCUCUGUUGAGCAAAGAACCAACCUCCCAGGUCCAACCUACCUCUGAAUCGUUACAAGAGGCAGCUUCCCGUGGAGGUUCGUCUACCAAACCAUCCAUCAUUGAACAAUGGCAGCGUGCAUCUGUGCCCUUAAAUGAUGUAACUUCUAGUUCUGGUGAUGAUAAGAUUGGCAUGGCUACCAUUGAUCAGAAGCUAACACCAGUGAGUCAACAAGCAACUCCCAGUGUCGAGGGCGUCAAUCAGAUGGCCAAAGAAUCUGGUGAGCAAAGGGUGGAACAGCAUGUACCAACAGAAGCAGAAACAUCUGGUGUUCAAAGUGCUUCAACAUCAUUCCCAGGAGCUUCCACAGCUCAUCAUGCCACUACUAAUGAUAAGUUUGCUAAGCAGUCGAUUAUUGAUGAAAGAGUUGGAGAACCAACAAAAAUGCAAGCAUCAGCUCCAGAUUUUGCUCCAGCACAUACCAAGAGAGCAACUCCUGAUGGUCAUGAAAUUGGUGAUCCAGAGCUUGUCAGCACACCUGAUGGACAAAUAUCAGAAGCUGCAAAAACUAGACAUGAUCAAGCCAUACUCCAGGAAGAUGUUCGUGAUGCCAAUUUGCGAACCCAUAAUGUGGCUAAAGAUACCUUCAAAGAAACAAAGGUUGCUGACUCUACACCAUCUAGUGCAAAACCUUUGUACACCCAACGACCUGCUCCUACUCCAAGGCACGCAGAACUGGAAGAUACCAGGGACGAAGGGAUAAAACGUAGAGAAACUGUUCCUGACCGACAAAAAAUGGUGGAAAGAAGGGCAGGUACAGGUGGAAAGCAACUUCCAGAUCGUCUGAAAGCAAUUCCUCCAUCAAGACAGGCAACAACUGAAGAUGCUCUUGGUGCAGCUGGUGAUUCAAUACAGUCUCCAGAUAUUCUUGAUACUUCCCAGAAAUCUAGGGGCAACUAUGAAGAAGCUAAAGGCCGUGGCUUAACGUUAUCGGAAGAAAAAUCUUUGGGUGCUCAAGAUGCUCAGCGCACCACUGGAGAAUCUACAACACCAACUGCUGGCCAAAGGAAGGACGUUUCAAUAAAACCUCAACCAGAUGUUCAAGAUGGUCUCAAAGAAUCCAAAUUAUCAGUUGCUGAUUGGAAUGGUUUGGGUUCAUUAUCAUCAGAGGGAAAAGAUGCAGUAAGAACUGAAACCACCAUUACUGGAGAAAAGCCAUUCUCAACGGAGCGGCGUAGGGAGACAAGCAAGAAGAGUGAAUCCACAACACCCAAGGCACGUCCUGCUGAUUCUCAGGGCUCUGUUAAGGAGCAGACAUCCUCUAUUUACCAGAAGAAGCCUCUGGUGGCACAAGACAGUCAGGAGCAAGCUCAAACCAUCCCAGUUGGUGAGAAAGCAGGUGGUUCUACACCGAAGCAUCAACAAGCUUCUGAUGCUCCAAAUACUCUUGAUGAGAAAUUAAAUGCUUCAGAACCAGCAAGAGCAAAAACUCAUGAUGACUUCAGUGCAGAAGAGCCAUAUGGAGAUGUCAGUACCGAUGACCAGAAAGUGGCACCACCUCUUUUGAGCGGAGAACUAACUUCCCAAGUCCAACCUCCCCCCGAACCAUCACAUGAUGCAGCUCUCCAUCACAUUGAUCAAUGGCAACAUGCAUCUGUGCCACUACAUGGUCAGAAGCCAACACCAAUGAAACAGCAAGAAUCUGGUGAGGAAAGAGUGGAACCACCUGUACCAAUAGAAGCAGAAAAAUCUGGUGUGCAACGUGCUUCACCACCAUUUCCAGGAGCAUCCGUGGAUGAUCAUGCCACUAUUGGUGAUAAGUUUGCCAAGCAGUCGAUUAUUGAUGAAAGAGUUGGGAAACCAAUACAAAUGCAAACAUCAAGUCCAGAUGCUCAUCCUGCUUCGGAACCUACUAAGAGAGCAACUCGUGAAGGUCAUGAAAUUGGUGAUUUAGAGCUUGUAAGCACACCUGAUGGCCAAAUAUCAGAAGCAACAAAAGCAAGAGAUGAUCCAGCCACAGUCCAUGAAGAUGUUCAUGACGUCAAUUUGUCAACUCAUGAUGUGGGUAAAGAUACCUUCAAGGAAACUAAGGUUGCUGAAUCUACACCAUCUAGUGCCAAACCUACGUAUACUCAGCAACCUGCUAUUACUCCAUCAAGGCAAAUACAUGUUGGAGAAGCUAGGGACAAAAGCAUGCAAAGUAGAGAAACUAUUCCUGAACAACAAAAAAUGGUGGAUAGAAAGACAGGGAUAUCUGGAGAGCAAUCAUCAGAUCGUCAGAAAGCAAUUCGUCCACCAAGACAGGUAGCAGCAGCUGAGGAUGCUCCAACCGGUGACACAAUACAGUCUCCAUACAUUCCUGACAGUUCCAAUGAAUCUAGAGGCACCUUUGAAGAAGCUAUAGGUCCUGGCUCUACAUUACCCAAAGCACAAGCUUUGGAUGCUCAAGAUUCUCAGCUCACCAGAGGAGAAUCUACAAUGCCAACUGUUGACCAAAGGAAGGACUGGAAAGAUGCAAACAAUGAUGAAGAAAAGUCAUUCUCAACAGAGCGCCUUAGGGAAAUGUUCCAGGAAAGCGAAUCCUCAACACCCAAGACACAGCCUACCGAUUCUCAGGGCUAUAGUAUGGUGGACAAAAUGUCCCCAGUUUACCAGAAGGGGCCUCUACCUGCACAAGAGAGCCAAGAGGAAGCUCAAAUCAUCCAAGCUGGUGAGAAAGUAGAUAGUUCUACCCCAGAGCAUCAAGAAUCUUCUGGUGCUCCAUACACUUAUGAUGAGAAAUUAAGUGCUUCUGCACCAGCCAGAGCAGAUAUUCGUGAUGAUCACAGUGCAGAAGAGCCAUAUAAAAAACACACCGCCGAUGAUCAGAAAGUGGCUUCACCUCUAUCAAGCAAAGAACCAUCAUCCCAAGUACAACCUCUCUCUGAACCAUUACAAAGAGCAGACCCUGAUGGAGAUUUGCCUAGUAAAUCAUUCACCAUUGAUCAAUGGCAACGCACAUCUGCUCCAUUACAUGGUGUAAAUACUGAUUCUGGCGAUGCUGAGGUGGCCAUGUCUUCUAACAAUGAUCAAAAGUCAACUCUCAGUUCACCUGUACCAAUCGGAGCAGGACUAUCUGAUGUUGGACGUACCGCGCCAUCACUUCCAGAAGCUGCCAGAGCUGAUGAUGCCACCGUCGAUGAUAAGUUUGCCAAGCAGUCCAAUAUUGAUGAAAGAGUGGGAUCACCAAAACAAAUGCAACAACCAAUUAAAGCUGUUCAUCCUGCUUCAGCAUCUACUAAGAGAACAACUCCUGAUGCUGAUGAAGCUGAUGAUUUAAAGCUUGUCAGGACACCUGAGCGCCGUAGAUUAGAGGCUGCAAAAGCUACACAAGAUCCAGCCAAAAUCCAUGAAGAUGUUCAUGAUGCCAGCUUGUCAACUCAUGAUGUGGCUAUUGAUGAAAAGACAGCAACAUAUCAUGCUAGUGGUGAUGAGCCCAUCACAGGAUAUGUACAUGAUCGACAGGCACGGCCACCUGCAUCAACUCAAGCACAGCCAACUGUUGAGACUCCACAUGACCCUGAUUCAUCCCAAUAUGUACAUACUGGUGACUCGCGAAAAAUUGAAUCGGGAAAACCAAUCAUAACUGAUCAAGAAGCAACAGCACCUAUACCUGGCUCAACAUCAAUGGAUCCCCAACGUGCUGGCACCUUGCCAGCUGAAGUGGCCCAUUCUGGACAGAGAUCCACUCUGUCAGAUAAAGGAUCAGCUCGUGCUGCACAACCUUUUUCCCCUGUUGAACCAAUAAAGGCAGACAAUAAUGUUUCUGCAGAUGAUUAUACUAAUGCACCGCAAAUGAUUUUUCGGCAACAAGCCAGACCAUCUGAACCGAGUACAAUAGGAAUUCCAGCCUCAGAUACCCAGGGUGUUAUACGGAAAAUCCAGGUAGUAACUCCUGAUGACCGCCCCACAGAUGAUUCAGAUGCUCCACAAGGUACUGAACCAGGUCAAGAUUCUGCUCAAUCUGUACAACCCCUUUUCUCUACUGAGCCAACAGAAGACAAUACUGUUGUUACCCCACCUGAUCAAACCAAGGACAUGGAGACAAUAACUCAUCAACAAGCCAUAACACCUGCUCCAGAAACAGCUAAAACUACAUUCCCAGGAGCAAAUCAAGAAGCGAUGGCGCCUAUAGCUGGCCCAACAUCAAUGGAUCCCCAACUUGCUGGCACCUUACCAGCUGAAGUAGCCCAUUCUGACCAGAAACCCACUCCAUCAGAUAAAGGAUCAGCUCGUGCUGCACUGCCUUUUUCCCCUGUUGAACCAAUAAAGGCAGACAGUAAUGUUUCUGCAGCUGAUUAUACUAAUGUACCACAAAUGGUUUUUCGGCAACAAGCCAGGCCAUCUGAAUCGAGUACAAUAGGAAUUCCAGCCUCAGAUACCCAGGGUGUUAUACGGAAAAUCCAGGAAGUAACUCCUGAUGACCGCCCCACAGAUGAUUCAGGAAAACCAUUUGUUCCAAGUGAAGAACAGGUUUCUUAUGCAUCACAAGCAAUCCCUAGUCAAGAAGAAAUGGCAUCUCUACCAGGCGCUACAGUUUCUCCAACCUCAGAUGCCCAAGUUGCCUCGUCAGAAGUUCAGGAAGUCAGUCCUGAUGAUCAACAGGCUGUCGAGUCAACUACUCCAUUGUUUUCAAGUGGAAAGCAAGGUUCUCAUGUCGAAUCUGCUUUUCGACCAGGUGAAGUAGGUGCUGGUGAAAAGAAAUUUGCCCCGUCAGAUCAAGAGUUAUCUCAUUCUGCCGAACAGCCAACCUCCAGUAAACCAAGUAAAGAACAAACGGUUGUUCCCACUGCUGAACAAAUCAAGGAACAGCCAACUAUCAUUGAUCAACAAAACACACCAUACACAAGAGAGCCUCGGACAUCAGAAGAUGCGCUUAAUACUACACCUACCCAUGGCAAUGUUCACCCUGCUGGUAGCACUGAACCAGACAGAAGACCUUUAUCAGUUCAAGGGGAAGAACCGAAAUUUGCAACUCAAGCUCCACCACCUCAUGUGGCCAACGACUCCCUAGACCCUGAAGAUAUAACUACUGACCAAGCGAUGGCACCUAUAAUGAGCCCAUCUGUACCUUCAGUUGCGCCCCUAGGUACCCUACCAGGUACAAAUUCAGUCCAACCACCACGGCAAGCUUCUAUGCCAUCUACAGUGGACUUAGAAUCUGUUCCAGAAACCCAGCAUGGUAUCCCAGAAGGCGAAGCUACCCCAGCUGAACAGAAAUUUGCUAUAUCUGAUAAAGAGCCGGCACAUACUUCAGAGCCGCCUUCCUCCGCAGAAUUAAGGAAAGAAGAGGCAAAUGCUGCUGCAGGUGAUCAACCAAAUGUACCACAAGGUCCAGAAACAACCAGUCGACAUCAAGUCAAGUCACCAUCACCAGAUGCAAGAGAAGCUUUACCGAAAGAUCAGCAACCCUCUCAUGCUGUGCUUCCUGAACAAACCACUUAUGCUGUACUUCCUUCUGACUUAUAUGACAGACCUACUCCUGAAGUGGACAGUAGUGUUGUUGAUAAGGAGACAACACUUUUAUCAAGCCAAGCACAAACUUCAGCUGCUGAGCCUGACUUAACACCGAUCAGUGGUGAUGUUUCGCCCACAAGUUCUCUACAGAAUCAAGACGCACAACCUCCUGUAACAACUCAAGCACCUACUACCCAAUCUCUACAAGGUUCUGCACCCACUCAGGAUGAUUCCUUCAGAAAAUUUGACCCACCAAGACAGGCCUCAACCGAUCAAGUCAUGGAACCAGUGACAAGCUCAGCAGCACCUUCAGAUGCUCCACAAGGUCAAGAUUCUGCUCAAUCUGUACAACCCCCUUUCUCUACUGAGCCAACAGAAGACAAUACUGUUGUUACCCCACCUGAUCAAACCAAGGACAUGGAGACAAUAACUCAUCCACAAGCCAUAACACCUGCUCCAGAAACAGCUAAAACUAUAUUCCCAGGAGCAAAUCAAGAAGCGAUGGCGCCUAUAGCUGGCCCAACAUCAAUGGAUCCCCAACUUGCUGGCACCUUAGCGGCUGAAGUAGCCCAUUCUGACCAGAAACCCACUCCAUCAGAUAAAGGAUCAGCUCGUGCUGCACAACCUGUUUCCCCUGUUGAACAAAAAAAGGCAGACAGUAAUGUUUCUUCAGCUGAUUAUUCUAAUGCGCCGCAAAUGGUUUUUCGGCAACAAGCCAGGCCAUCUGCACCGAGCACAAUAGGAAUUCCAGCCUCAGAUACCCAGGGUGUUAUAGGGAAAAUCCAGGAGGUAACUCCUGAUAAUCGCCGCACCGGUGAUUCAGGAAAACCAUUCGUUCCAAGUAAAGAACAGGUUUCACAUGCAUCACAAGCAAUCCCUGGUCAAGAAGAAAUGGCAUCUCUACCAGGCGCCAUAGUUUCUCCAACCUCAGAUGCCCAAGUUGCCUCGUCAGAAGUUCAGGAAGUCAGUCCUGAUGAUCAACAGGCUGCUUUUGGACCAGGUGAAGUAGGUGCUGCUGAAAAGAAAUUUGCCCCAUCAGACCAAGAGUUACCUCAUUCUGCUGAACAGCCUAUCUCCGGUAAACCAAUGAAAGAACAAAUGGGUAUUCCCACUGCUGAACAAAUCAAGGAACAGCCAACUAUGAUUGAUCAACAAAACACACCAUACACAAGGGAGCCUCGGACAUCAGAAGAUGUGCUUGAUACUACACCUUCCCAUGGUGAUGUCCACCCUACUAGCAUUGAACCAGACAGAAGACCUUUAUCAGUUCAAGGGGAAGAACCAAAAUCUGCAACUGAAGCACAUCCACCUCGUGUGGCUAAAGACUCCCUAGACACUGAAGCUAUAUCUACUAAUGCCUCUGUUCAGUCCUUGAAACCAUCGACAACUCUGGAUGCUCGUGGUGCUACUCAUGGUGAGUUAGCGGCUGCUGAACAGAAGUCUUCCCCGUCAGGUCAAGAUUCUGCAUAUCCUGCAAAGCCUCCUUCCUCUGCUGAGCCAAGGAGCAAAGAGGUUGGAGAUUUAGCUCCUUCCGCACACCUAAAUUCCACCACUGAAGCAAGAAAUGGAGAUGCUAUUGUUUCUGCACCUGAUCAAGCCAAGGACUCCCAAACAAUUCCUGGGCAACAAGUCAGAUUACCUGCACCAUCCUCUUAUACACAACAUCCUUCAGGGAAACGUCAGGAAGAUGAACCUGCUGACAAGUUGGGUGAGGCGAAGUCUUCCAAACCACCCUCUGUAUCAGUGCUGGACACACAGCAUGUUGCUGCACCAGAUCAAGUAGCAGUUGAUGAAGAAAAGGUUUCUCUGUCAGGCCACUACCCAGCACCAGCUCCAGGUACACAAUAUGGUACAGAACUACAUAAUGCAGAUGUUGAUGGACAAAAGCUUUCUCCAUCAGUUCAAGAUUCUGUCCAUUCUGUACAGCCAUCUUUAUCUACUGCACCAACAAAAGAAGACAGUGUUGCUGCUGCAACAGAUCAAACCAGCACACUGGAAAAAAUGAUUGAUCAAAAUGACACGACACCUGCUCCAGACAAAGCAAAGACUCCGUUCUUGGGAACUCCUGAUGCUUCAAGGGUAACUCAGAAAAGUACUGAUGAUGAUCACAUUGAUGAGAAACUUCCUGGCCAGGGGCAAGUUUCUCCUUCUAGACAUGUUUCUGAGUCACCUGAAGGGCACAGUGAUGAUGUUGAUAAGGGAACAACACCUGGAUCUAGCCGAGUAGAAACUUCAAACACUGAACCUGAUUCAACAGAAAUUGGCGGUGAUGCUCGUCUUAGCAGCGGCGAUGUGCCAGCAUCAACUUCUUUUCCAGAAACACAGGAUCUACAGGGCUCUGCAUAUGCCAAGAAUGUACCCGCUGAUUCAUUAGGAAAAUUCGAGUCAUCAGGACACCUCUCAACUGAUGAAGCCCUGGAACCUAGAAUGAGCCCAUCUGCACCUUCAGUUGCUCCCCUAGGUACCGUAUCAGAUAAAGAGCCAGCACAUACUUCGGAGCUGCCUUCCUCUGCUGAACCAAGGAAAGAAGAGGCAAAUGUUGCUGCAGGUGAUCAACCAAAUGUACGACGAGGUCCAGAAACAACUGGUCGACAUCAAAUCAAGGCACCAUCACCAGAUGCAAGAGAAGCUUUACGGAAAGAUCAGCAAGCCUCCCGUGAUGAUGAUCAUACCAGCAAUUUAGUGGACCCACUUGUUGUCACUGAAGAAAAAGCCUCUUAUGCUGGACGUGCUUCCGAAGGACCUAGUUCUGAAGUGAGCAGUGCUGUAGAUAAGAUGAUGACGCUUCCAUCUAACCAAGCACAAACUUCAAGCACUGGGCCUGAAUCAACACCAAUAAGUGGUGAUACCCGCCUUAGCAGUGAUGUGCCAGCCACAAGUUAUUUACAGAAUAAAGAGGCAGACAGCCCUGCGGCCACUCAAGUGCCAACUCCUAGGGCUCCACUAGAAUCUGCAUCUACCCAGAAUGUACUUUCAGAUGCUCCACAAGGUACUGAACCAGAUCAAGUAUCUCAUGCUUCAGAACCACCUUUCUCCGCUGAACCAAGUAACGAAGCCUCUUAUGCUGGUCGCGCUUCUGAAUCGCGUGAAGGGAGUCCUGUUGUUGAUGCAAAGACAACACUUCCAUCUAGGCAAGUACAAACUGCAAGCACUGGAUCUGAUUCAACACCAAUCAGUGGUGAUGUGCCAGACAGUAGUCCUCUACAGAACCAAGGGGCACAACCUUCUGCUGCAACUCAAGCACCAACUGUUCAGGCUGAAGGUUCUGCAUCCACGAAGAAUGAACUUGCUGAUUCUUUAGGAGAUAUUAAGUCACUGAGACAACUGCCAACUGAUGAAGUUGUGGCACCUAUGACAAGCUUUGCAGCACCUUCAGAUUCUCCACAAGGCACUGAACCAGGUACAAAUUCAGUUCAGCCUUCAGAAGAAGCUUCAUUUGAUUUUUCAAGUGAUGAGAAACCCACUAAGAGUCAAGGUGAUCAAGCUAAAACCCUACCAAAUGGCGAUCUCCCAACCAGUCAAGUAGUUGGGCAAUCUGAGAGUGCAGACUCCAAAGGAAUGGACUCCCUAAAGAACGUAGAAGGGGCAUCAACCGAUGAAAAUCCAAAGAUGCUACAGCAAAUUGAGCAAUUCAACGCUCGGUCAUAUAAAGAUAACAACAAAGAAGCUGAUGGCACAGUAAGAUCUUCAACAUUUGAGGAACCCCAAAAACAAUCUUCAUGGCCUAAGGGAAGCAUGGGAUCAAGUGAUGAACUGGGGAACCUACAACAAACUGACCAAGCUAUUGUUCAGUCACUAGAGGGCAAUGGCAACCAAGCUGAACAAACUAAAGCACAUGACACUGAAACUGGUGGGCCAGAAGACAUGAAAGCCCCAGAAAAUACCAAUCAGAAGAACAACAGAAUGUCUCAAGUGGAAACUUCAAAUCAUUCAGGAAAAGAAGCCUCAGGAGUUCAGCGGUUAGGCGAGAGCACAAGAGAUACUCCCAACUCAACCGAGGGUGCACCAGGUGAUGUCCAAGCAAUUGGUAAAUCCAAGGAAAGCUCAAGGUCUUCUGAAGAAUCCAAGGUGCAGCUACAGUCUGAUGACAAGACCGGUGAAACUGAGGAACCAAGCUCAGAAACCGGGCAACCUAGAGAAGGGGACCGUCCAGCAAAUAGCUACCAGAACAACAGUAGUCAAUCUCAGGCAGAAGCUUCAGAUAAAUCUGCCGAACAAUCUUAUCCUGGUACCCAGAAAAAGGACAGGGACUCCAGCAUACUGGAUGACUCAGCCGAUCCCAGCAGGCCUGGUGACAUGGAAGAUUAAGUUCCGGUAAACCGCUGUGCUAUAUAUGGCUCCUCUACCAACACAUUAUGCUGGAAUGCACUACUGAAUAAAGGCCAAGCUAGAGCAAGUGUUUUGUGAAUUUUUCAUCUGUUUUAACAUUUAUCUUAUUUUCUUUGCUUAUCCUUUAUGAUCGAAUAAGGUCAAAUUCUGUGACCAUCCUUGGGUUGAUGUCAGUGUAACUCUACAUGUAUGCUCUUUUGUUGUGCCUGUCCAAGCACAUUUUUACCCUGAUUUUCUGAACAAUGGCAAUGCGACGAUGUAUUCUUUUCUGUCAGCAUUUCUGUUUUCAACAGUCCAAUAAUCA
Molecule: messenger RNA, 14111 nt
Organism: Setaria italica (foxtail millet)
Lineage: Eukaryota; Viridiplantae; Streptophyta; Magnoliopsida; Poales; Poaceae
Exons: 21
Coding region: 827-13786 (4319 amino acids)
Cellular component (GO): cytoplasm
Molecular function (GO): glutathione binding; glutathione transferase activity
Source: RefSeq, a predicted model, not a curated record